AUGAUUGGUCAGCCAACCCUGAGUAAAGGCGCUGUCCACACUACUAAGGCAGCGAGCUUGAACUCUGACGACGACAAUUUAGCGCAUCAAUUUAGUCCCAAAGUCCUCCGGUUCCUUGAAAAGGCGAGUACUUCAAGCGCCGAAAAGAACUCUUCCAGUCUCUUCACAAAUCCUGAUGUCCGCAAUUUGUUGGGGAUUACGGAGCCUCCCCCUACAAUCCUGCGUGACGAGAAACCUGGAGAGAUCAUGGAUAAUUAUAAGCAAUUCGAGGAACACGAAAUUUUCACUGGUCCCGGAGUUCGAAAGCUACUCUCAAAUGGCCGAGACCAUAUUUCUAUCAUGAAGAUGUCUCGAACAAGUUUCUGGUCGAUCGAACGUGUUGACAAUCAUGGUGGCUUGCUCCGGUCUCUAAAAUCGGACCCUCAAUUUGAUCAUGAGAAAUCGCCUUCUACCACCCAGGACGCGGACUAUUUGAUAGGAUAUCCAUGGCAUGCCAACUCUUGUUGGCUUGAUAGUUCUCUGGAAGCUCUAUUUUGGACCUUCAUGCGCAACUGGCCAGAGGUUGAAACGGUAUUCAGGAGGGCCACUUCCGAUUCGCAUGGCUUUUCCAUGGUCUACCGGGUACUACAAGCUCGUCGAUCUAUGAUCAUGGGCCCCAUCAGUGGUCCAAUCGGAAUCGUUUCCUCGCAGCUUAAAUCUCAGCGUGAAACAGUGCGACGAUAUCUGGAACAGGAGCGCAAGCUUUUGCAGCCGGGUUCAAAUCAACCCCAGGCAAUCUUCACAUGGUUUGCGAACGUCAUGAAUAUCACUUCGAAGAUCAAGAAGUCCCGCUCUCUCUCCUACACCGAUACUUUCAUCAUGUCGACCUUCGACGCUGUACUGGUGAUCGAUCUGAUCUCUUCACCGAGGAACACUCCUUCAUGGGGAUUCAAGAAACCCAUCUUCCUGGUUGUUGGUGCCUCAGAGAAGGUCAUCGCUUAUGCGCCGGAUCGGCUUCCCUUGUACGAUUUGGUGGUAGACGAUCAGGAACGUCCGUGGAAUUUUCCACGGGCUGCACGAGUUGCUGGUCUUUUGGGCAGAGAAGCAGUUCACAGGAUCGAUAUUUCUGAUUUCACAUACGACAUGACAGCUCGUAUCUUCAGAGGGAUUCACGGGACCCAUCAUUUCGUAACAAGGUUUGUAACAUCAAGGUCGGGAGCUGGGAAUCAUGAGGCGGCCUUCUUUUACGAUGGGCUCGUGCGAGGGGGACGUAGCCGAAGAGAAGAAGGAGAAUUGGAUUCUUUACUCUCUGGAAGCCAACCGAAAUUGCCAGUUACCUACUCUGGCUUUCAGACAUGCGUGAUGCAGCAUCAUGCCGCUGAAAACCACCAAGUCGAUAUUAUACCCACCAAGUCUGGGAUCUGUUCAGUGUCAUUUGUUGGAAAGGGCUCCCAGCACAUCCCGAUAGCGGAACGUUUUUGGCUAGAUCCUGGUACACUUUCUACUUUGGAGAAGCGGUCAAACCCUCCUCUUGAGUAUUUCUUCUCCCAAGAUUCCCCGACUGUGCGGCCCGUCCGGAAAUGGUCCGUUGGGGAGCUAAACAGAUAUCCCCUGGACGAAAGCUAUGAAGAGGCCAUCGAUAUCUACCGAUCUUUCAAAGUGCACCUUCUCUCGACUAUAAGAGCAAGAUCUGCAGAGGACUCUGCAGAAACUAUACGACCUCUACGAAUAGCUAACAUGCCGAUAAGCUCAGUACUCACAUACGAUGAGACAGUGUACCCCAUACACCGAUCUCCUUGCCUUCCCGCUCGCCAAGUAGUACCAGCGCCUUCGUCAGGCAUCAGUGCUGUUAGCACACCCCAACCACCAGGAGCCUUCAGCACACGUCGUCAAGACGUGGGUGCUAUACCUACUCCAGGAAUACUGAAAUCGGUUCCGAAAUUGGGAGAGAGGCUAGCGCGCUCGGUGUCUUUCCCUCCUCACUCUGAGUCCGACAGUGAGAAUGAGAUAUUGCCCACCACCCGGAGGGUGGAUAUUUUUCAUGCAAAGGAAGAACAGCAGACCCCAGAUCUAUCUAAAAAGUCGUUUUUCGGAGAUAAGCCCAUUGGGCUUUCCAACCCAUCAAGGAAAAGCUCCACUUUAGAUCCAAGGAGGCCAAUGGCAAGCACCAGUUCCGCAUUCGGUACCAAUGCGUCAACGACGGCAAAUGUCUUGGGAGGUUUACAAUCUCUGUGGUCACCCAGUGCAGAACUUCAAGUCACGCUUACGACCGAUUCAGGAGAAAUACUAGGUCAACAGCGCCAGAGAUUUAAAGGUGUUCCUUUCACUCUGUACGCGAGCGCAGCAGACGUCAUUCUACACCGUGUACCCACUCAUCGGCUGAAUCCUGCCACGCCCGCAAUCGGAGACAUCUAUGUUCAUCACAUUCUGUCGCCUGACUUAUAUCAGGUUUUCUUUUUCAACGGAAAUAUGUGGGAAAGGGCCAAGCAGCCAAGAUUAAAAACCGAAGGGGGGCGAGUUUCCCUUGACAAGCAGGUGGCAACUCAACAUCCGGCACAUAAAAAGCGAUUCUUAGUUAUGCGGGGUGGCACGGUCGAGGUACACUGGUACACUCACAGAACGGAAGAAAAGCGCUCUUCCGCUGUACAGUCAUCACCCGGUCGGAUCAUGGUGAAUUUUUUCGAGGAAAGUCCAAAAUUACCGGUUACCGGCACCUCUGUACACCGGUUUCCGUGCGCCAAAUUUGGGCCACUGUUUCCCAAUUUGGAGUAUUUUCUCACGGCUCUGAAUAGUGGUUCUGAAUAUAAAAAUAAAAUUGGCACCACAAUAGAGCGGAAAGAGGAGUUAUAUUCAAAUGUACAAAGGAAUAGUGGUGUACAAAAGACCGGGUGA
Desarmillaria tabescens is the source of this 2871-nucleotide messenger RNA. RefSeq lists its product as uncharacterized. The transcript has 17 exons. The record is from RefSeq and is a predicted model, not a curated record. NCBI's taxonomy places the organism in Eukaryota, Fungi, Basidiomycota, Agaricomycetes, Agaricales, Physalacriaceae. The coding region runs from base 1 to 2871 and encodes 956 amino acids.